AUGGCCACGUAUAUCCAAGCAUGGCGGCCAGUGCGUCUCGCCCGCGCAGUCUACGACACAUCUCCGCUCCUCGUCUCGAGUCUGGUCGCGCUGCUCGUGGCAAACCUCGCGUCGACGGGCUACCGCGAUUACCGCCUCUACAUCUCGCUGGGAGGCGGCGGACCGUUGCCGCACAACCUGUUCGGCUGGCUCGUACACUCCCUCGUGCUUCAGCCGCUUGCCCUGGCAAGGUUCUGGCGCACAAGUAGCCGCCACUACCUUCCACUCGCCGAUGGUGGUGGCAGGGGAUAUCUGAAGGGCCAGCUGGGAUCGAGGAGGGGCGGGAGGCCAAAGACGGCCGGAGUGGCUCCGCAUCGGCAGGUCGACCAGCUCGACGAGACUGGCAGCGAAGAGGCGCUCAAGGCGCACCUGCGGCAGCUGGCCGCCAACCACCCUUCGCACCUACUCAUCUCGUCCUCCCGCAUCGAACCCUCGUCCACCGCCCUCUUCUCGCUCACCCACACCCUCGUGACCCGCUCCGACGCACCCUCGCGCUCCACGCGCUCCGCCGCCUUCCCCUCGGACCUGUCGCGCCUCUUCCUCUCGUCGCUGCCCGGCGCAGAGUUCUGCCACGUCCACGCCCCGCCUGACGCGCCCGGCAAGCAGGACGGCAGCCUCCACCUCGUCCUCUCGCCCGAAGAUGCCGACGAGGUCAUCGGCAAGGGAUGGGGAGAGCUGCACGGCCUCGCCGGGUGCCCGGCCUACACGGGCUUCUGGAUCGGUUGGCCCGCCUGGCUGGCUCGGCGGUGGAGCAUUUCGGGUUCGGCUCGGUGGUGGAGCGGCGCAGGGUGGUGGGCAGGUGGUCGGGCCGGAGCAGGUGCGGCGAACAAAGUGCAGCGCAAAGUCGGCCUGCCGCCGACGUACACCCUCAUCUACGCACCGCGGGACGACGACGAGGUCGAGGCCGUCAAGCGCAUCAUCAACGCCUCGGUCGCCUUUGCCACGGGGCUGCGCGAGGUGCCGUAG
Molecule: messenger RNA, 1005 nt
Organism: Pseudozyma flocculosa PF-1
Lineage: Eukaryota; Fungi; Basidiomycota; Ustilaginomycetes; Ustilaginales; Ustilaginaceae
Exons: 2
Coding region: 1-1005 (334 amino acids)
Source: RefSeq, a predicted model, not a curated record